GACCUCCGAGAGGCUCUCUUCCGGUCCUGGACAAGGCUACAGUUGCCGGUUGGGUCCAAAGAGGCUGAGUCUGAGUUUCCCGGCAGCCCUCGCGCUGGAGACUUGUACACAAUCAUCAUGGCGUCCCAGGACGAAGUGGAAGAGCUGGGCAUGGAGGCGGAUGGACAGAAGUUAGAGCUGAGCUGUGCGGAGGGUGCAGACGCAAGUUCUCAGGACGAUGGCCCUGCACAGCCAGAGGCAGUCAGCAAUGGAGAGGACUCUGAGUCAGAGAAAGAACAUGUGGAGUUUAAAAUCAUCUGGAAUAAGAACAAGUACGACGUGAGGCUCCCAUUGGACAGCACCGGAGCAAGCCUUAAACAGAAGAUUCAUACACUCACAGGUCUUCCACCAGCUAUGCAGAAAGUCAUGUUUAAGGGGUUACUUCCCGAGGACAAAACACUAAGGGAAAUCAAAGUCACCAAUGGGGCAAAAGUAAUGGUAGUGGGAUCCACCAUCAAUGACGUAUUGGCUGUUACCACCCCCAAAGAAACCAUCCAACAAGAGGUGAAAGAAGAAGAGAGCAAGAAGGAGCCACUGUGCAGACAGAAGCAACAUAGAAAAGUGCUGGAUAAAGGAAAACCGGAAGAUGUAAUGCCGUCUUUAAAAGGCGUUCAGGAGCGGCUUCCAACUACGCCAAUAUCCGGUAUGUACAAUAAGUCUGGGGGGAAAGUCAGACUGACAUUUAAGCUGGAGCAAGAUCAGCUAUGGAUUGGUACAAAAGAAAGAACAGAGAAAAUCCCAAUGGGUUCUAUUAAAAAUGUACUCUCUGAGCCAAUUGAAGAACAUGACGAUUAUCACAUGUUGGCUCUCCAGCUGGGUCCUACUGAAGCAUCUUACUACUGGGUAUACUGGGUGCCAUCGCAAUACGUGGAUGCCAUCAAGGACACAGUGUUAGGAAAAUGGCAGUAUUUUUGAAGUUACGUUCACCUCUGGCAUAGAAUACAAGACGCUGGGAGGAGCCAACAAGACCGCCUUUUCCCAUCCUGCACCACAGUCACCGAUUUUUCCCCACCCCCAUCCCACCAUGGUGAUUUACCCAUUUUCCCAGCGCUCCACAGAACCUUACAGGGGUGGAACUUUUGCCAUGCGAAGCAUCCUGUGGGGGCAAAGAAGGCUUAUUCUAUAGGAGCCAGAGGUGACUGAUCGUACCUAGUUUACAUUUUUAAACGUUUUUCAAGUUGUGGGAUCCUGACCGCAGCUGCAUCAGCCAUAUACCCAAGAAUAAAAAAAGAAAACUUUUUUUUUUAAAUCCUUUAUUGGCAGGGGAGACUAAUAGAGAUCAUUCCCCCCUCCCCUCUUUCUCUAUUGGUCUCCCUGAACCACAUUGACAAAUAUUGGUUAUUUUGAUGCUGACAAGCCGCUAUCUGGAGACACGGCCUGCAGGGGGCAUCCUCACAGCAGGCAGCUACAAUACAUGCUGACCACCCCCAGUUAUCGCCGUUCACGAGAUUAUACAGUGACCGCAAGACAAGUCUUUUCAUGAUAAAAAGCGUUUGCCACAACCACGAUGGAGGAUGUCAACCUGUUUCAUAAAAUUGUUUUUUUUUUGUUUUUGUUUUGUUUUUUUGAAUUAAUAAUUUAGAAAACAAAAUAAUUAAAUCGGUGCAGGAAAGGCUGUACUGUC
Molecule: messenger RNA, 1663 nt
Organism: Rana temporaria (common frog)
Lineage: Eukaryota; Metazoa; Chordata; Amphibia; Anura; Ranidae
Gene: UBFD1
Product: ubiquitin family domain containing 1
Exons: 7
Coding region: 118-954 (278 amino acids)
Molecular function (GO): RNA binding; cadherin binding
Source: RefSeq, a predicted model, not a curated record